This is a messenger RNA of Antechinus flavipes (yellow-footed antechinus), 2834 nucleotides long. It is a transcript of the gene CYTH4, whose product is annotated as cytohesin 4. The transcript is spliced from 13 exons. The record is from RefSeq and is a predicted model, not a curated record. Lineage: Eukaryota; Metazoa; Chordata; Mammalia; Dasyuromorphia; Dasyuridae. Gene Ontology annotation, molecular function: guanyl-nucleotide exchange factor activity. The coding region runs from base 497 to 1681 and encodes 394 amino acids. Gene Ontology annotation, biological process: regulation of ARF protein signal transduction.
CCUCAGAACAGGGAAUAUCAGAGCUGGGAGAGAGCUUAAAAUGCAGAACAUCAGAACUGAGAAAGACUUUAGAGACUUUCUUAAGCUCAGGAUUCUUUGCUCUUAUCUUUCACGGGCAGCUCAGCCACCUCUUGGUCCACACUGAUUUUCUCCUCCUGGGUGUGUUUCACACCCUUCCUAUCUUUUUUCUUUCUACUGUGUACUGCUCAAAAAUACAAAGUCCCUGAGGCUCUUGGGGGCUUCUUGGGGAUAGUUUUUAGGAAGUGGCAGAGUUAGAAACUCCAUACAGCAAAACCCCAGUCUGAGGACUUCCUCUCUAGGGGGAGGGGAGGGGCCCCAAGAAGUCUAACAUGUUCCACCCAGAGUGACACAUCCCCUGUGUCAGAAGGCAUAGAGGCUACCAUCAGAGGGGACAGGGACGGCCACGUCAAACAGAGGCACAGGAGAAGGCAGAAGCAUCCAGGAGGGGGAUUGCCCUCCUCUCUGGGACCUCAGCAUGAAUUUGUGUCAUCCAGACCCACCAGAACUGAAUCAGAUUGAAACAGAGGAGCUCCAGACAAUCCAGUGGCAUCGGAAACAGCUCCUGGAGGAUAUUCAGAAGCUAAAGGAGGAAAUUGCAGAAGUGUUUGCCCAGAUUGACUGCUUCGAAAAUGCAGAAGAGAGUCGCCAGGUUCAGAAGGAGAAAGAACUAUGCAUCGGCAGGAAGAAAUUCAACAUGGAUCCCGGCAAGGGGAUCCAGUAUCUUAUCGAACACAAGCUUCUCUCCUCCAAUAUAGAGGAAAUCGCCCAGUUUCUAUAUAAAGGAGAGGGGCUCAACAAGACAGCCAUCGGGGACUACCUGGGGGAAAGGGAUCCAUUCAACCUCAAGAUCCUUCAGGCCUUUGUGGACUUGCAUGAGUUCGCCAACCUCCACCUAGUGCAGGCACUGAGACAGUUUUUGUGGAGCUUCAGGCUUCCUGGGGAGGCCCAGAAAAUUGAUCGGAUGAUGGAGAGCUUUGCAGCACGAUACUGUCUCUGCAAUCCUGAUGUCUUUCAGUCCACAGAUACUUGCUAUGUCCUGUCCUUCUCCAUCAUCAUGCUCAACACCAGUUUGCACAACCCCAAUGUCCGGGACAAACCCCCCUUCGAACGAUUCGUGUCCAUGAACCGAGGAAUCAAUAAUGGCAGAGACCUUCCUGAGGAGCUCUUGAAGAAUCUCUUUGACAGCAUUAAGAGUGAGCCCUUCUCCAUCCCAGAGGACGAUGGGAAUGACCUUACUCACACCUUCUUCAAUCCAGACCGGGAAGGCUGGCUCCUCAAACUGGGUGGAAGAGUAAAGACCUGGAAACGCCGUUGGUUCAUCCUGACCGAUAACUGCCUCUACUACUUUGAGUUCACCACGGAUAAGGAGCCCCGAGGCAUUAUCCCAUUGGAGAAUCUCUGUGUCCAAAAGGUGGAUGACCCCAAAAAACCGUUUUGCCUGGAGCUCUAUAACCCCAACUGUAAAGGCCAGAAGAUCAAAGCAUGCAAGACAGACGGGGAUGGGAAGGUUGUGGAAGGGAAGCACCAAUCCUACAAGAUCUCUGCUUCGAGCCCUGAAGAAAGGGAUGAGUGGAUCAAGGCCAUACGGGCCAGCAUCACCAGUGUUCCAUUCUAUGACCUACUCUCUGCUAAAAAAAAGAAGAUCACCAGCAAACAAUGAGCAACCAUUGGGUUGCCAGUUUGUCCUUUGAGGGCUGAGAUGACCUGUGAUUACAGCAGUCUUUGGAAACAACAACCUCACCCUCAUCCUGUGUAGGACCCUCUCCUACCUCAGCCUCGCCAAUCCCACCUUCCCAUAGGCUCCACUGGGGAUGAAAAGAGUAGAAGCAGAAAUGGAAAGAUAAGUGGGAAAUUAAGGGGGAAAAAAACACAGUGUAGUGGGAGUCAGUCUCCCCUUCCUUGGUCUUGGACAUCCUUGGACCAACAAGGCUAUGAUAGAAUCUUGGCCUAGUAAUACUCAUCCAUAUUGGCCUGAAAAGGUUGGUAAAUCCUCUGUACCCCAAUCCCCCCUUCUCUAGUCUAUCUUCUCUUUGGGGGCCUACGGCAAAUAGUGGAGUAGGACUGGGUAAGCAGGGCAAACCCCAAACAGGGUUCUUAGGAGCACUUAGGAAUGGCCAUAAGGUUUUGAGACCAAAAUAUAUAGCAACUGGGACAGAGCAAUCAGAAAGGUGCACUUCAUUGGAUAAUGAGUCCUCUUGGAAGAGCUCCACCUUUAAUGCCAUUUCUGAUAUUUUCUAUCCAAGUGAUGUUGGACAAAUUAAUUGAUCUCCCUAAAUAUAAAUGUCCUCAUAUGUAAAAUGAGGGAGAGGGAUCAAAUAAUUCCUGAAGUCCCUUAUUAGCUUAAGGACUAUAAUCCUAUAUAUGCCUAUGACCACAUGUUUCUGCAUAUAGUCAGGGCUCGGCCCCCACCAUGAUCAACAGCUCCUCACUGAUUUCCCUUCCCCAGCUGAAGGGUCCACAGAAAGACUUGAGAUACACAUCCGGCUCCUCUACCUUUGAGGGGCCUUGCAGCCAAGAUCAAGAAAUAGAAAUGGACAUUCUUAUGUUCCAUCUUGUGUAUCUGAGAUGCAAGAAAAGGAAAAAGAUUGAAGUGGACUACCAGCCUCCCUCUGGAUACAACCAGCAAAAACUGAAGACAAACCAUAGUUCCAGUUUGCAGAAUGGGGACUUUUUUAAAAGGACAGAUCACACUCCACCCUCUGCCUCACAGAGGUAGAUGAGGAAAGCACUUUGGAAACUGUAAGCUGUAAACUGUAAAUUGGUACAGAAAUGUCAGUUCAACUAACAUAGAUUAAAAAGCUAACUUAUGUAAA